Anarrhichthys ocellatus (wolf-eel) is the source of this 3204-nucleotide messenger RNA. Its product is annotated as gamma-aminobutyric acid receptor subunit rho-1-like. The coding region runs from base 276 to 1640 and encodes 454 amino acids. Gene Ontology annotation, molecular function: extracellular ligand-gated monoatomic ion channel activity; transmembrane signaling receptor activity. Lineage: Eukaryota; Metazoa; Chordata; Actinopteri; Perciformes; Anarhichadidae. The record is from RefSeq and is a predicted model, not a curated record. Gene Ontology annotation, cellular component: membrane. Gene Ontology annotation, biological process: monoatomic ion transmembrane transport. The transcript has 9 exons.
AGCACCUGGCGGGAAUAAAACAAUAAACGUGAUCUGCGUUCCUGCUCGGACACGGCCCAGCACACGAAGAGAAAAUCCGCGCCAUCUCACGUGGAGGAUUUGUAGGUUCAGCCCCCCCCCGCAUUUUUUAGAUUAAAUAGCGUUGCAUCCAUGUAUACAUUCUCAAUAUGUUUACAGCGCGAGGCGAGUGCGGAAUGCGCGUCCUGUGCGGGAAAAGUUGUGGGAGUAACCUGCGGUUUUGAGACUUUUGGAGAGGGCUAGGACUCUGGACAACCAUGCACACGGAUGUGGUGCUGCUCUUCCUGCUGGUUUGGAUGGCCGGUGUGUCCGGACAGACGCGUCCGAAGGGACAAGUGCUGCAGCCAUGCCUAAACGUCAGCCCCAUUUUCAAGAGGAGUCCAGAUAUAACUAAAGUCUGGGGUCAGAAGUCAGAGCAGCUGCUGAGUAUAGACGACCACGACUUUACAAUGCGACCAGGAUUCGGAGGGCCUGCCGUCCCUGUUGGAGUGGAUGUCCAGGUUGAAAGUUUGGAUGCUAUCUCAGAGGUCGACAUGGACUUUACUAUGACGCUGUAUUUGAGGCACUACUGGAAAGAUGAACGUCUGUCCUUCAGAAGCAACAACAACCUGAGCAUGACCUUCGAUGGCCGCCUGGUGAAGAAGAUCUGGGUGCCGGACAUGUUCUUCGUCCACUCUAAGAAGUCCUUCACCCAUGACACCACCACUGAAAACGUCAUGCUGCGAGUUUACCCAGAUGGCAAAGUCCUCUACAGCCUCCGGGUGACAGUCACAUCCAUGUGUAGCAUGGACCUGAGUCGCUUUCCUCUCGAUACACAGACAUGCUCUUUGGAGAUAGAGAGCUAUGCAUAUACAGAUGAUGACCUGAUGCUGUACUGGAAGGAAGGGAACAGGUCACUAAACACAGACGAGAAAAUUUCCCUCUCGCAGUUCCUCAUCCAGAAGUUUCACACCACCACCAGGCUGGCCUUCUACAGCAGCACGGGCUGGUACAACCGUCUGUACAUCACCUUCACUCUGCGGCGUCACGUCUUCUUUUUCCUGCUGCAGACCUACUUCCCCGCCACUCUGAUGGUCAUGCUGUCCUGGGUGUCCUUCUGGAUCGACCGCAGGGCCGUCCCUGCCAGAGUACCACUAGGUAUAACCACGGUGCUCACCAUGUCCACCAUCAUCACUGGAGUCAACGCCUCCAUGCCCAGGGUGUCCUACAUUAAAGCUGUGGACAUUUACCUCUGGGUCAGUUUUGUCUUUGUGUUCCUGUCGGUGAUAGAGUACGCUGCCGUCAACUACCUGUCUACUCUACAAGAACGCAAGGAGAGGGUCCUCCGAGAGAGGCUGCCGUGUACCUGUGGUUUGGCCCAUCCUGGCAUGAUGUCAGCCAGCUACAGUGAGGUGGACGCCAACACGACGGGGAACUACGGCCUGCCGGAGGAGAAUGGGAUAAAACGGCAGAGGAUGCUGGUGCAGCUGGUGAUGGAGAGCGACCAGAUCACCGGCCACGUCGGCUCCACCGCCUACAGCAAGGUCGGGAUCGACACGCACAUCAUAGACAAGUACGCCCGAGUCCUCUUUCCUGGAUCUUACUUCUUCUUCAACAUCAUCUACUGGUCGAUCUACUGCUAACACAGAUGGGACUCGAGCAGACCUAACAUGACUUCUAGCAGACGUGUGAAAAAUCUGCCUCACUGCUCGUCAAAGUGGUUUACAGACGCACUUGUGCUUUAAACUUGCAGAUUUGGGUUUUUUUGUCUUCAAAUUUGAAAAAAGAAGAUGGAACUAGGGCUGGAAAAAUUCCCCUGAUGUGAAAAUCAUAUGUAAUAUUAUUGCCUUUUUGUUUUUUUUUACAAAUUAUCUAAUUUAUCCUGAUUUUAGUGUAAUAUAAAUAAGCUUUAUUGUUCGGCUAUUAUAAGGUAUAUUGUUGCUUUUUAAAUGAAAGAUGACAGUUUUAAUAAUGACUUUAACUAAUUAAAUACUUGUUUAAUGGAGAACAUAGCAGCGAUUUGAAGCGCAGCGAUUUUUUUCAGGUGAGCGUAAUAUCCGCAGAAGUAAAACCGUCGACACAAGGUAGAGUACUUCCCUUCCCGCGCCUCCUCCAGUUGUGAUUGGACGACUGUGGAAAAAGUGGCAGUGACGAGCACGGCUUUUUAACCAAAGAUGAACAUUUUUCAACUCUCAGCGCCUCGUCACGCUGCUGGCUUUUGUAGCAUAGUAUGAAUACGCUGCUGCGCUCCAAUAGAAAAUCUUUUUUUUUUUUUUAAGUAAAACAUAGCGGUUGUGGCAGUUGCUUGCCAUCCUUUGUGGUUGGCUUGCAAUAUUGCGUUUAUUGCGACAGCCCGAGAUGCAACAGUCCAAUUCAAAGAAAGACUCCCAAAAACACAUUCUACUUCACCUCGGUCCUCGGGUCUCCACUGGACAGAACCUCAGAGGACGUUUGUGGACAGCUAUGUCUGGACAUUUUGAAAGUAAGAGGUUGUUAUCUGCCAGUUGUUCAGGGUUUUCCCCAACUGGUCCAGAGCUUAAUAAACUCUUCAAUCAAGGGCUAAAAACUAAUUCUAGGCAGUACAUCAGUAAAUACAGUGAUGGAGCCUAUGGUCCAUUUGUUUUUGAUUUAGUUGCUGUUUUUUUGUUGAAAUUAAAGGACAGGUCCAUAUUUUACUCCAAGAGCUCUAUUUUAACUAAGCAAAUGGAAAGACACUUCUUCAGGAAGUCCCAUUGUGGUCUGGAUGACAACAUAUGUGUUUUUUCAUAAUUUCAUCUAUCUAUUCACCAUAUGCUGCCCCAGUAUGUUUUUUUCAUUUCAGGUUCUUAUUUGUUCAUCUAGUUUUUAAACAAUGACUGAUAUUUGGGAACAUUCAGCACCUAGACUGUGGUGAUCGGAUGGUUUUAGUGAACCACAUCCAUCAGCCAACAGUGACUGGGAGGACGGCAUAUACAAAUGGUGUGAAAUCAGAUAUGAGGACAUUUUUAAUGACUUUGUAGUCUCUUGGUGUUGAUGGCUCCACUAUGAGGAACUAAAAAUGUACCGAAGCUGAAAAAGUCUACACAGAAAGUUGAAAUUUCUAGAUACAAGUUACUCUAAAGAGUAAUUAGAACCAGGACUGAGUGGGGCAGACUGUCAGACCUGAUGCAGUAAAACGAGAGGGACUCUGGGGCUCAGAAACACUACCACGUUUGUCCACAGGGGCCG